AGCGAGAGAUAUAGAGAGAGAGGUGGAGAGAGAGAACAAGCGAAUGAGAGAAGAGGCUCGCGAGCAGCGCCGUGCACUGUUAUACUGGGAUUGUACUUCAACGGGAGUUUGCGGUUUGGCAGGUUUAUAUACAUCAAAACAGAACAAAGAGAGGCUCUACAGAGCUAUAAAAGAAGAGAGUGAAAAGAAUAAAGCGAGGGAGAAAUCUCUGAAACUGAAUUACAAAAGAAGUGAGGACUCUCUGCUAAUGUUUUUCUCAUCCAAAGGGGACAUAAACUGGGACUUUGGACAUUGUGGAGAAUUUGCAAGGCUUUUUUUGUUUCAGCGAGCAGCAAAAGUUUGUUUGGGACGACGCUUUUCCAGCUGUAUAUUUUAAUUUUAAUGCGCCCAAUUCCAUCCCAGUGCAAAACUUUCCAAACGGACUGCACAUGGUUUCAAAGGGCUUUUGAAAAACCUGGGAUUUAUCGCCGAUUUCCAUGCACAGUUUGAAGUCGAAUGCUGUAAAUUCAUGCGGAUUUUAUCCAGUUUUCUGCGGCUGUUUUUGAAGCUUUUUUGCGUUUUUACGCACGUCGAUGGUAUCACCAAAAAGCUCCCCAUACUUUUAAAGUUUGAAUAAUUCAUGAGAUACAAUUUGCCUGCUCGAAAGAAGUGACUGUAAAAGGGAGGGGGGUUAUCCACAAACAUAUUCAUAAGGGUUGACGGAAUGGCCACCGCGGCUUCCAAUCCUUAUCUGGCCAGCAAUAGCAUCUUAUCGUCCGGCUCCAUCGUGCACUCUGACUCCGGAGGUGGUGGCAUGCAGCCGGGCAGCGCUGCGGUUACCUCGGGGUCUGGGGGUUACAGGGGAGACCCCUCGGUCAAGAUGGUGCAGAGUGACUUUAUGCAAAACGCAAUGGCAGCCAGCAACGGGGGACACAUGCUGAGCCAUGCCCAUCAAUGGGUGACAUCGCUGCCGCACGCCGCAGCAGCCGCAGCAGCAGCCGCGGUGGCUGCAGCUGAAGCCGGAUCGCCGUGGUCGUCGAGUCCCGUCGGGAUGACAGGCAGCCCGCAGCAGCAGGACGUGAAAAACUCCGGCAGAGACGAUCUGCACACUGGCACCGCGCUGCACCACAGGCCCCCUCACUUAACCCCCCACCAGACUCACGCCGGGGCUUGGGGGAGCACGACUGCCGCGCACAUUAACUCAAUAUCCGGGGGACAGCAGCAGCAGCAGUCGCUCAUCUACUCCCAGCCCGGGGGGUUCACAGUGAACGGGAUGCUGAGCCCGGGGAGCCAGAGCCUGGUGCACCCGGGCUUGGUGAGGGGGGACACCCCGGAUCUGGACCACGGCAACCACCACCACCACCAUCACCACCAGCAUCAGCACCACCAGCACCACCAAGGCGUCAACAGCCACGACCCGCACUCGGACGACGACACGCCGACGUCGGACGACCUGGAGCAGUUCGCCAAGCAGUUCAAGCAGCGGAGGAUCAAACUGGGCUUUACGCAGGCGGAUGUCGGCUUGGCGUUGGGCACCCUGUACGGGAACGUUUUCUCUCAGACCACCAUUUGCAGAUUCGAGGCUCUGCAGCUCAGCUUCAAGAACAUGUGCAAGCUGAAGCCUUUGUUAAACAAGUGGCUGGAGGAGGCCGACUCGUCCACCGGCAGCCCCACCAGCAUCGACAAGAUCGCGGCGCAGGGAAGGAAGCGAAAGAAGCGCACUUCCAUCGAGGUGAGCGUCAAGGGAGCUUUGGAGAGCCACUUCCUAAAAUGCCCCAAACCUUCGGCGCAGGAGAUCACCUCCCUGGCGGACAACUUGCAGCUGGAGAAGGAGGUGGUUAGAGUGUGGUUUUGCAAUAGGAGACAGAAGGAAAAACGGAUGACGCCCCCAGGAGUGGCUCAGACGCCGGAGGAUGUGUACUCUCAGGGGCAUUUUUUAGUAGAUUACUUAAAAGAUGAAGCGAGCGACCAGAGGGUGACAACCACAAGUUCAUUCCACCAGGUAAUUUUGGCGCAUUAAACCACACCAAGAGGAAACCAAGCAUUGUUUUUUUGAAAUAUUUUUCUCUCCCAUAAAAAAGAAAUUCCCUCCUUCUUUAUCCUGUUUGAUUGAAGAAACAAAGGAGCAGACAUUUUGUAUAUUUAGGACUGAACCGCCUUCCCUCCCCUUCUUCCUCGCCUGACAAUAACAGAAGGGGGGCAACAAUAUGAACAAGAGUGACAUCCACGACGCUUCCACCAUCAUUUCCCUGCAAAUUUGUUCUUUCCCCCCACCCCCACCCCCUCACGUGGACUGCAUGUUUUCACCCCCAACACACACACCAGGAGGAGGAUUAUUCUUCUUUUUUGUCCCAUCUCCAGGUCCAGAGAGAAAAGAGAAAGCAGGACUGUCCCCUUCAAAAAACUGCCUGAUCUUAAAAAGAUCACCCCCUCCCCCUUUUUUUAUAUUAUUAUUAUUUAAAGGACUUUGACAGCGUGAGUGGAUUCUUCUCCUUUUUUUCUCAACAAAAAGAGCAUAAGACAUUUGCAAAAAGACUUCAAACUGCACUUAUUUGAGGAAGAACAAAAAAAAUCUGUUGCCAAGUGUGACUGAGUGGGUGCUGUGGAUAUUCUAUUAAUGCUGCCCUUUCUAAGCAGUGUUCUUUGGUAGGUUUUAAUAAACAAGAAACUCUGUAAAGCCGGCAAUAUAGAUCACUAGAUCAGAUACUGAUCUGACUUAUUUACUUUAUAUUUUUCAUCAGAAUUACUUGUUUUAAUAUUUUAUUCGGAAUACGUAUGAAUUAUUCCAAACGGUAAUUUAUUUUCCCCUCUUCCUCUCCAGGAAACUUGUGUAAGAUGCUUCCCCUUUUUUUUUUCUUCUUUCGUUUCAAUAUUUUUCCUCUAUUUUUGUUGUUGCCCUUAUUUUUGUUAUUCUUUUGUAUUUCUAAAGGAGCACAAAUCAUCAUAAAGCUGACCGUUGUUAGGUAAUAAGGGUACAUUUUUGAUGUGAUCAUUUGAUUGUAAUUUAAUUUCAGUAGUGGUUCCGUACGAGCUGAUUGAGACACAAUAAAUUUGUUAGAAUGAAAUGCAA
Molecule: messenger RNA, 3049 nt
Organism: Labrus mixtus (cuckoo wrasse)
Lineage: Eukaryota; Metazoa; Chordata; Actinopteri; Labriformes; Labridae
Gene: pou3f3b
Product: POU class 3 homeobox 3b
Exons: 2
Coding region: 704-1999 (431 amino acids)
Biological process (GO): regulation of transcription by RNA polymerase II; brain development
Cellular component (GO): nucleus
Molecular function (GO): RNA polymerase II cis-regulatory region sequence-specific DNA binding; DNA-binding transcription factor activity, RNA polymerase II-specific
Source: RefSeq, a predicted model, not a curated record